CAUGUCAAUUAUUCAACGGAGAUCUUAGCGAAGAAAGGUUGUACUAAUUCUUCUCGUACGACCAAUCACAACACCAUGGGAACUACAAUUGGAUGAUUUACUACGGGGGUUAAAAGCGGCCUAAGACAAGCCUUCGCGGAGGGGAAAGAAAAGGAUAAAUGAAGAAAAUCACGGUUCUUUGGGGGAACAAAAACAAAAACCCUGAAUACCAAAUUGUGAGUGAACAAGUAAUUAGUUCACCAACGGAGUUGAACUGUGUUCGGACAUCGUGGAAUUAGCUUGACAUUUUGAUAUUACUCUGUGUUUGAUUCAUGUUCAGUUUACUCUUUUGUGAGGACAUUUCCAAUGUGAAUCUGUCACAAGUACAUGCAGUUCUGAAUGUUAGUGAAAGACUAUAGCUGUCUCAACUUAAAUCGAACUCCAAAUGCAUUUAAAGCUACUUAAUCACGGAAUCGUAGUAUUCCCAAUAUUGUUCUGUUUAACUCAAAAAAGUUCUUGCUCGCUCGAUGAAAAAUGUAACCAAAACAGUACAUUCGUCAUCAGAUAUGUACACCAACGUCCGUAUAUAUUCAGCGAGCAAAGUACACAGAUGGCCGGGAUUUUCCAUGAUAUUUUAACAGAAUCGCUCAAGAUAUGUUGCCCUGCAAUCAAACUUGAAUUCAAGAAAAUUGCUACCGGAAACCAAGGACUGCGGAAUAUGAUGGAUGGAGGGGACUUCGACGUCAUUGCACCGGUCGGGAAUUCCCCUUAUAGUUCUAACAUACGUGGGUACCCGUUUUUGGAAAUCUCGGAAUCGUCAGGGAGUGCAAUUCUUAUGUCCGGAAACGCUUCCGGUGGACGUCUACUGUUCUCGGUUCUUAGCGCUUGGCCCAUUUUGAUUUUUAUCGUGAUUUCCGCAACUCUUGCGGGUGUGAUCAUAUGGUUUUUGGAGAGAAAGGAAAACCCCAAACAGUUCCCAGAAGCCUUCAGUACAGGGGUUUUUGAGGGGUUCUGGUGGGCAUUCGUUACCAUGACAACCGUCGGAUAUGGCGACAAAGCACCAAAAACACUCUUCGGCAAAUUGGUGGGAAGCCUGUGGAUUCUGAUGGGGCUGAUAAUAACAACAAUGUUUAUUAGCAUUAUCACGUCAGCGCUUGCCGAAUCAACAGCAGCGGACGGACAGGCUAAUGUCAGAGGGGUUGAGGUUUCUGUUGUCAACCAAAGUGAGGAGCAUAAGCUUGCGAUUCGACAAAACGCUAAAAUCACAGCACUCCAAAACCAGGAGCAAGUCCUGGGUCAUCUCAAGGACCGCAAAGUAAUGGCUGCCUUGGCAGAUAUACAAAGUCUCAAGCACCAGAAUGAUGACCUCACGAAAAACUUUGUAUUGGUAGCCAGCGUAAUUCCGAACCACAUCAGCUAUGGAUUAGUACUGGCUAGGAAUUCAUCAAAACUGCAAAAGUGUCUCGGGAAUUUCAUGGAAAUGAAUGAGAAUUGGCGGUAUCGCCUUUUACAGGAGAAUGCUGGAAGCAAGAAGGUUGAGAUUUCACCCGCAGAUGACUAUUUUGGCAGUGGCGGAAUCUUCAGCGUGUCGGUAUAUGCUGGGCUGGGUCUAUUUGCUAUGCUAUUUGCUGGCGGAAUGGCAUGGGAGUUCUAUAAACACCGCAAGAAAGCAAAGACUAAAUGUUCUAAUGAGCAGGUGCAGAAAGGUGCUGCAAGUACAGCUAAUGAAACCAAGGGCCAUGCCAUAUCUUCAUCACAAAAUCACACAGCAGGAAUAGUAAUCCAUGUGCCACAGCCACCGCCUGCUCGUCUUAAAUUUGGCCACACCCCUCAAGAAGAGCUCCUAAGUAGGCAGAGCAUGGAAAUUAUGGAGAUGGAGAACCAGUUUAACCGGUUUAAGACUGAUUGGGAGAAGCGUAAAAGUGCUUUAGAAAGACGGCAGGAGAAAGAGAAGGUGGGAGUGGCCAAUGGGGGAUUUGAUAACAGUAAUGGUAGAAAGUAGAAUAGGUGCACCAUGCUGUAGAAAGCAGAGUGAGAGCAGCAUUUAUUGAAGCCCCAACAUUCCUAGGUGCUAUUGUUAAAUUAAUUUACUUUGAACAGGAAUAUAUAUUUCAUGGGGGGGAUUAAAAAUUGUGAAAGCAGUGUGUCUAUUGGAAGUUUCUUUUAAUGGUUGAGGAUUCCAUCGGCCCUCCAGAAGUAAACUGGUGACGAUGCAGCUUUAACUGCCAAAUCAAUUUGACCUUGGUUGACACAAUGCCUUAAGACUCACCUUUUGACGUUGGUUGACACAAUGCCUUAAGACUCACCUUUUUAAAGAAGCAUUUAAUUUAUAAUUAGUUUAAAAUUCAUUUUUUUAAUAUCACUGUUAAUUAUACAUUACAUACAUAUAUAUAUAUAUAUAUUUAAUCAUAAUAUCGAUUUUUAUAAAUGUAACAUUUCUUAUUAGACACAAUGUAUUGUCAGGGUGAUUUUUAAUUUUUAAUUGUGUAAUGUUUAUUUAAUUGAUAUAUAAUUGUAAAGUGCCUAGGGCAAUUAUUGAUGAGGCGCUAUAUAAAUGCUGAUAUUAUUAUUAUUAUUAUUAUUAUUAUUAUUAUUAUUAUAUUAUUAUUAUUAUUAUUAUUAUUACCUUGAUGUUAUGAAGGUGAUAAAUUUUCAGUGUAUUUUCUAGUUCCAUGGUAUUUGAAAAGUAUAAGUUUCUAGAUGGA
Messenger RNA from Nematostella vectensis (starlet sea anemone), 2684 nucleotides. Its product is annotated as potassium voltage-gated channel subfamily B member 2. The record is from RefSeq and is a predicted model, not a curated record. The coding region runs from base 425 to 1981 and encodes 518 amino acids. Gene Ontology annotation, biological process: potassium ion transmembrane transport. NCBI's taxonomy places the organism in Eukaryota, Metazoa, Cnidaria, Anthozoa, Actiniaria, Edwardsiidae. Gene Ontology annotation, molecular function: ligand-gated monoatomic ion channel activity; delayed rectifier potassium channel activity. Gene Ontology annotation, cellular component: voltage-gated potassium channel complex; membrane. The transcript has 7 exons.